AUGCAUUUUUCAAAGACAUACCAACAAAUUUUACUUACUCUUCCUCCCGAACUGAGGGACAGUGCCAUUGAAUACCGCAAACUCAAGAAGCUCAUCAAUCAGGUAGUGCAAGAGCUUACGUCGUUGGGUCUCUCGCCAAGAGUUCUGCAGCAGGUUCUCCAACGGAAUGAUUCUGACAAUGCGUCCGAUGGGCACGACCAUACCGACAAUGGUGGACAUGCGAUAAAGGUUUUUUAUGAGCUUGAGGAUGCUUCAGAUCAUGUCAAACCGCAUCUACGGCUGCGUAUCGAGACGGAUGACAAUCAGGGUCCUCUUGUGUCGUCUAUCCCGAUACCUUCCUCAAUCUCAACUUAUAACCCGGCAUUAUCAAACGUCCAGCGAGAGCCUUCAUUGGCGUUAGCCAAAGACAGGGAGAGUGCCCUAUUUUCCUGCGGCUCUCCCUCCAGCAUGCAGACUGAGCAUAUCGAUACCUCAUUAGAUGCACGCGGACGAGUCAUUCCCUUGGCAUCGGACACAGCUUUUUUCGCGUUGCUGAUGCAUACCCUCCAAUACUUAUCCGAGCGCCUCACAUAUGUGCGUUCGGACUUCGAGGCAAGCCUGCAUGAACUCUCGCAUGAGAUAUCGGUCACCACGAGACCUAUGUCCUCCUCAUCUUCUUUCUACCCGUCCUCUCAACACUCCACAAAUCCUGCUUUCGUGACCGUCCAUACCCCCUCCACUUUCUUCUCAUUUUCCAAGUCUGAUUUGUAUGCUUGGAGGGAGGUCUUUCAACUUUACGUGGAGGCGGAGAUUUUCGAGAGUCAAUCGGAGUUGUCUAGAGGCGAGAGGACGAGGGAAGACUCCGAGCAGCGCCUCGUAGCCUUCGGCCGCACGUUGCAGAAUAGAGGACUUGCUGGUGGACAACGCUUCAAAUUGAAGGAGAGUGCGCAAGCCAUGCGGUCAUUCCUGCGCCUACUCGCAUUUAUACAGGAUUUGAAGAAGUUUCAAUUUGCCACCGCUGAAGCGACCCGGAAGAUUUUGAAGAAACAUGUCAAGCGCACAGCGUUACCUCUUGCACCUGCACUAUCGUCGCAAUUAUUUAUCCCCAAUGAUGCUAACUUAUCCUUCAUGUUACUAUCUCAAUCAACACCUAGUGUCUUCACAUCCCUUUUCCCCAAUCCUGGUGUUUCGUUGUCCAAAUUAUUAGGGCAAGCCGUCGGCGAGCAAAUCUUGCCGAUCAUCCCGCAUGUCGAUGAUUAUUCCUGCCUCAUCUGUACCAGCAUCGCCUUCAAGCCUAUACGCUUACAGUGUGGCCAUUUAUUCUGCGUGAGAUGCCUGGUUAAGAUGCAGAAACGGGGCGAAGACCAUUGUCCCUUAUGUCGUGCACCCACUGUUCUCUCGGCCAAUCGCUCAAACGUUGACUGGGCGCUCCUCAAUUUCAUGAAGGACUGGUUUCCCAUUGAAGCGAAGGAGAAACUCCAGCAGAAUGAGAAGGAGGCGGCCGAGGAGGAUAUGAGGGAACUCGGUAUCGAUGUCAAUGGUUGCACUAUCAUGUGA
Messenger RNA from Sparassis crispa, 1536 nucleotides. RefSeq lists its product as hypothetical. The record is from RefSeq and is a predicted model, not a curated record. The transcript has 7 exons. NCBI's taxonomy places the organism in Eukaryota, Fungi, Basidiomycota, Agaricomycetes, Polyporales, Sparassidaceae. Bases 1 to 1536 code for a protein of 511 amino acids.